Molecule: messenger RNA, 609 nt
Organism: Sorghum bicolor (sorghum)
Lineage: Eukaryota; Viridiplantae; Streptophyta; Magnoliopsida; Poales; Poaceae
Product: protein SCARECROW 1-like
Exons: 2
Coding region: 1-609 (202 amino acids)
Source: RefSeq, a predicted model, not a curated record
AUGACAUGUAAACUGGUGGUGUUCCCAAAGGCGGCUAGGCAUGGUGGACGAGCACCUAGGCAACCAUGGCAAUGGGCACCUCGGCGCGCAAGAGCUCCUUCCCCUACCUCGCCGACGCCGGACGCGCAAGAGCUCCCCACCGCAGCCGGCGACCAGUCCCACCACCACCAACACCUGCUCCUCGCCGCGGUGGCCGCCGCUUCCCUCCUCGCCGUGCUCUAUCUCCUCCGGCCGGUGCUGCUGCUCGUGCUCUCCCCGGCCUCGCUCUCCUCCCUGGUCCUGCUCCUCUCCCUCCUCCGCCUCGGCUCCCCACCGCUGCCUCCCGCUCUCGCCGUCCCUCCUCCUUCCCCGCCGCCGACCGAGGACAAGCAGCAGACUCCCGAGGCCAAGUGCCCGCCGCCUCCCCCUCCUUCCUCUCUUCCUCCGCCGCCGCAGUGGGCGGGGACGAGCUUGGCGGGGCCACCCGAGCCUGAGCGGGCAAAGCAGUCGAGGCAGAGCAACACGGCGGCGUCCGGCGCCACGCCACGCAGCAAGAAGACGGCGACAGCGGAGGCGACCGCAAAGAGGAGGAGGAGGAGCUUGGAGGAGUGCUCAGAUCCUCCCUGCUAG